UUUUAUUAAAUACAACUGAUGGAGGUACAAGUUCAAAUCGUCAUGUUAUCGUCGUGGUGAGCGAGCGAAGCGAGGGUUUGAAGGUGAAAACUUUGGAGAACAAAUCUGAGACGCCAUGAAAGAGGAUUACGAGAUUGAAGAAAAGAAGCAAGCUGCUGCUGAUGUUUUGUUUCAUUACUCAGAAUUUGUGAUGGCAUGUAUAGGAAAUCGCGUUCGGCCAUGUGACUUGAGGCUGCAUUUAAUGAAGGAGAUUUCAGGGUUGCCAACUUCUCUAAAGAGGGAGUCAUCCCAAAUGGCAGCUUCUCCAGAUGCGAUGGGUGAAUCAUCUAGCUCGAGUACAAGGCUCGAUAAAGCAGACAGUUUUCGUGCACUAUAGUCUAAAGCAUAGUUUCAACGCAUUUGUUAUGUAGGGUGAUCUGCAUAUCACCAUCACUCUAUUACUCCUCUUCGUUUUUGUCCCUAUGUGUGCUGGUGUUUAUGCUUAUUCAUGUUGUGUUAUAUAACAAACCAUGUAUUUCUUUUCUUUCUUCUUGGGAAUGUGCAGAUCAUGUGUAAUUUGAUAUUCUAUGUGCAUGGGAAUAGCCCAAAAAAAUAAAAAAGUCAUGAAUCAGUAAUUUUGGCA
This is a messenger RNA of Camellia sinensis, 622 nucleotides long. RefSeq lists its product as uncharacterized. Lineage: Eukaryota; Viridiplantae; Streptophyta; Magnoliopsida; Ericales; Theaceae. The record is from RefSeq and is a predicted model, not a curated record.